Cucumis sativus (cucumber) is the source of this 1212-nucleotide messenger RNA. Its product is annotated as iron-sulfur cluster co-chaperone protein HscB homolog. The record is from RefSeq and is a predicted model, not a curated record. Gene Ontology annotation, molecular function: ATPase activator activity; protein-folding chaperone binding. Bases 84 to 911 code for a protein of 275 amino acids. Gene Ontology annotation, biological process: protein complex oligomerization; [2Fe-2S] cluster assembly. The transcript has 6 exons. Lineage: Eukaryota; Viridiplantae; Streptophyta; Magnoliopsida; Cucurbitales; Cucurbitaceae.
AUCUAAGAGCACUCUAAAAUCUCAGUGUUAAACCUCUGGAGAGUGGAUUCAGUUACGAACAAUUCGGACCGAUUCUUCUUCCAAUGUUGAAGAUGAAGCUUCGAUCUUCACUUUUCUACGUUCUACGCACCAACACACCUCUCUCUUCCGCCAUUUAUUUCCCAAAUGUUUCCAAUUCGGCUCUAUCAUCCCAAAUUUCUUCAAUUUCACUACUUCCUUCCAUCGCUGAAUGUUCUCGGCCUUCGCCACCCACUGCAUGUGAAUUUCUCGACAAUCUGAGCUUUUCCUCCAGGGUUUUCUGCUCCCGGUCGGCAGAGGCGUCCGUCCUUAAACCUGGGUGCUGGAAUUGCGGUGCGGUGGCUCCAUCGUCGGCGGUGUUUCUGGUGUGCGAUUCUUGUCGGAGCAUUCAGCCUGUGGACCAGUUGGUGGAUUAUUUUCAGAUAUUUGGAUUGGAAAAGGAGUAUGAAAUUGGAGAUGUCAAUCUGGAGAGCAAGUAUAAAGAUUGGCAGAAGAAAUUACAUCCCGACUUAGUUCAUUCUAAAUCAGACAGAGAAAGAGAAUAUGCUGCUGAACAAUCUGCUCGGGUGAUCGAUGCUUACCGUACUCUUAGUAAGCCAUUGUCGAGAGCAAUAUAUAUUCUGAAACUCGAGGGUGUAGAUGUUGAUGAAGAGGAUACAAUUUCUGAACCAGAGUUGCUAAAUGAGAUUAUGGAAAUCAGGGAAGCUGUAGAAGACGCAUCUGGAUCUCAGGAAUUAAACCAGAUUCAGUCACAGAUGCAAGAGAAGUUAAAUCAUUGGUCAAACACAUUUGCAAAAGCUUUGCGAGACAGGAACUUCAACGAUGCUGUCUCGUCCAUACAGCGAAUGACAUACUAUGAGCGGGUGAAAGAAGAAAUUACAAAGAAGCUUUAGUGCAGGAGGUGUAAAAUCGAUGGAAGCACUGUGUAGCUUAUCCACAAAAUUCCCACAAAAGAAUUCUUCGAUCUUUUAUCAUCUAACCUCUUCAUCAUAUGCUUGCUUAUACUUCAGCUUUUAAGUAUUAAAAAAGUUCAUAGAUUGGUGGUAAAAUAUUUCAUACCAAUUUUGUAAUUCUGAUGUUGCUGAAUGCUUACUGGUAGUCUCAGCUGCACCAAUAAAGAGAGACAGAUUAACUAUUAGAAAUGUUGAGAAACAGUUUACAUAUAAUAAUAUUUAAUUAAUAAAUAUUCAUUAA